ACUGGCGUAGCACCGACAGCACCGACCACCAUGAUCGCGUCCAGCGGCAAUUGUCCGUUUCAUCCGAUAGCAAACUGCUGGACGAUGACAUUCGAGAGGAGACGCGCGUUAUUAUGCGUCCGAAAAAGCCGCCCAGACCUAAAUCGGAGGUUUUCCUCAACAAACAAGAAACGCAUCCGCGACGGAAACGAUUUAGUGCUUUUGGUGGUGACUCGCCAUUUGGAAAAUCUGAUGCCUACAUAAAACUGGAACCGCUCGGUGAGGGUUCAUAUGCCACAGUCUACAAGGGCUUCAGCAA
Rhagoletis pomonella (apple maggot) is the source of this 298-nucleotide messenger RNA. RefSeq names its product cyclin-dependent kinase 15-like. The annotation marks the transcript as partial. Lineage: Eukaryota; Metazoa; Arthropoda; Insecta; Diptera; Tephritidae. The transcript has 2 exons. The record is from RefSeq and is a predicted model, not a curated record.